AUGUACUCCACUCAGCCGAACGGAGCUGAUAGUGCGACAAUCAACCCGGCUGCCCUCAACUCUUCUGGCGACUCCAACAACCCAAGAAAACGUGGAAAACCUUUGAAGGGAAGAACACCCGGAAGCAUCUCCGAGACCGCCGGCCAGGUCCCCGUUCCCAACAUGCCUCAAACUAUCCCGCCACCGCAAACCCCCCAAAAUCAGGCCGCGCCGCUGCCAGGAGGACAGGCCGUCGCGUAUGCGCCUACGCAAGCGUCUCCUCCGCCGAAGACCACCCCGACCAAGACCACGCUGAAGGCCCUGCCGACCGUCAGAGACCACACGACCGAUCAGCUCAACGCCGCCGGUGAUGAAUACCUCCCGAGGGAAAUCGAUGAGUUUGGAGAGAAGAAGGUGAUGCCGAACGGCCAGCUCCUGGGUGGCCGCGAGUACAAAUGCCGGACGUUUCUGGUUCCCAACCGUGGGGAUAAACUCUUCAUGCUGGCUACGGAAUGCGCGAGGGUUCUGGGAUACCGCGACUCUUACCUCCUCUUCAACAAGAACAGAUCACUUUUCAAGAUUAUCGCCAGUCAGCCCGAGAAGGACGACCUCGUCAGCCAAGAGAUUCUGCCGUUCUCCUACCGAUCACGGCAGAUUGCCAUCGUGACGGCACGAUCCAUGUUCCGUCAGUUCGGCAGCCGCGUUAUCACAAACGGCCGAAGAGUUCGUGACGACUACUGGGAGACCAAGGCCCGCAAGCAGGGAUUUACCGAGGCCGAUCUGGCUGGUGAGAAACGCCCUGGGGCGGCCAAGCAAAGAGCAGCCGAAGCCGAAGCGCAGAACCAGGUCAUGGGCCUCGGAGGUCCUCAUGGAGAAAUCGUCUACAGCAACACGCCCAGCCAAUUCCCCGGCGCCCCUCAACCUCAAAUCGUCCAACCAGAGCUCAGUGACAACCGACCCCGUGACUACAGCGGAAUCCUCAAAGGCGGCCCUCGCCAGGAGAUCACCGGCCCGGCCUACCAGGACCAGACACGCCCCGCCCAGAUUGGAGAAGUUCACGCUCAGGCGCACCACGCUGCCGAGUACAACCGUUCGCUUAACCAACAGCGCGACAUGCGCGGUGACUAUCUUCAAGGCAUCUGGAGGAGGCCGCACGAGCAGCCUCAGUCAUCGAACCUCACACAGGCCGUUGCCACGAGUGACGCUGCAGUCCCGACGACGCGAGCGACCCAGUCACCGCACACCACAGCGAGCGGCAUGCCGCAAACCAGCAUCGUGCCAAACCAAAGCCCCCAGAUGAUGAUGACGGCCCCUCCAUACUCCCAAUCGAUCCAUGCGCAGAACCCGAUCAGUCAGGCUCCGAUGAGAGGUAUGGCCCAACCAUCUUCCCAAAAGAACAACAAGCCAACGACUUUGCCUGCAGCAGGGAGCGCGAGCAGCAUGCCGCAAGGCGCCCAGCAGGGCUAUCACUACCCUGCAUCUGGCCAAAUGUGGCCCCAACAGCAACAGCAGCAGCAGCAGCAGCCGCAGCAGCAGACCCCCCAACAUAACUACUCGGGGUACACGACGCAGAACCAACAAUCGCACCAACAAUCGCCAGCACCUCAGCUUCGACACUCCUCGAGCGGUGUACAGCCGGCGAUGCAGUUUUCUGGGAUGCCUGGUAUGGGACAAAGUUACGCUGGACAAGGAAUGUACUCCGCGGAUCAGACUCCUCGGCAGUACAUGCCCCAGCCGAACCAAGGCUCUCCGGCGGUUACACAGGCCUGGUCCAACCAACAGACGCCGGCGCAGUGGUGGACAAACCAGCCUCAAUGA
Messenger RNA from Colletotrichum karsti, 1797 nucleotides. RefSeq names its product chromatin remodeling complex subunit. The record is from RefSeq and is a predicted model, not a curated record. The transcript has 3 exons. Gene Ontology annotation, cellular component: nucleus. The coding region runs from base 1 to 1797 and encodes 598 amino acids. Gene Ontology annotation, molecular function: chromatin DNA binding. Lineage: Eukaryota; Fungi; Ascomycota; Sordariomycetes; Glomerellales; Glomerellaceae.